Symbiodinium natans is the source of this 1647-nucleotide messenger RNA. The record is from the annotation of a GenBank genome assembly. Lineage: Eukaryota; Dinophyceae; Suessiales; Symbiodiniaceae.
AUGGACCGCUGGGUCAAUCAGGCUGCAGUCGCAGCGCACGUCUCCGAGGACUGCAUCCGAGGGGGACUCCGGGACGCGAAGCUGGUGUUGUUGCAGAUCAUCACGGCUCAACUGACUGCUGAAGAAAAGUGGUUGAAGGCAGACAGGCAGGCUGUGGAGACCAAGCUUCUCGAGUUGUUGUUGCAAUUGCGUGCAUCGCAAGCCCCCGCCGCAGCGCCGGACAGCUCACCAUUGUUCCAGCAGCUUGUGCGCCAUGCUGGGCUAGAAAUGCAGGACGAGGCACUGAAGACCGUCCGGAGGCCCAUGUCGCAGAGUGCCAGAGCAUUUCUCCUGGACGAGAUGUAUGGAUAUCCCAGCAGUGCGGCGCAGUUGCCCCUUCAGGGUGCGGGAAGUUUUCACGUGGUGAUUUGUGGAAUUGGCGUUUGUGGCCUGGCAGUUGCGAUUCGACUCAAAAAGGCUGGCGUUCCAUUCACGGUCUUGGAGAGCAGUGAGGGCAUUGGUGGAACAUGGCACCACAAUGUGUAUCCAAAUGUUGGCUGCGACACGCCUAGCCAUGUGUACAGUUUCUCAUCGGAUCCCAACGCAGACUGGACGCGCUACUUUGCCAAAGGCCAUGAGAACAACGAGUACCUCAACAGGUUGGCAGACAAAUACGAGGUCACGAAGCAUGUGUUGUUUGGACAUUCGGUAGACUCUGCGACUUUCGAUUCUUCUUCCGGCUGCUGGUCAGUUGCUUUCCAUCGGAAGGACGGAAGUAAAGGCCUGAUGGCAGCGAAUGUCUACGUGUCCGCGGUUGGGAUGCUCUCCAUGCCCAAGAUCCCACACGUCGCCGGGCGCGAGGACUUCGAGGGGAAGCAGUGUCACACCGCACGCUGGGAUGGCGAGGUUUCUUUUGUGGGCAAACACGUCGCAAUCGUGGGGAGCGGCGCUUCCUGCAUGCAAGUUGCCCCUACUCUUGCAGCGGUUGCAAGCCACGUCACGAUCUUUCAGGGAACUCCCCAGUGGUGCAGCAGGAUCCCGAACUACAAAUGGGAGAUACCCGAGGGGGAGCGGUGGUGCUUUGCAAACUUGCCUUUCUACGAGAGGUGGUAUCGUUUUCAAUUGCUGGCACAUUUCACCGACAUCUAUGAAGAAAUGAUGACCGCGGAAUCUGCCGAGAACACGUCACUCUGGCAGUCGCUCAAGGCGUACUACGAAGAUCAACUGGCAGAGCACCCAGAUCUCCUCAAGAAGGCACUUCCCGACUACCCUCCUGCUUGCACCCGCCUCUUGGUGGACAACGGCUGGUUCGAGCUGCUGAAGCGGAAGAACGUGACGCUGAUCAACUCCCACGUGUCGCGCGUUCAAUCCAAGAGCGUGGUCGCAGAGAAUCCAGGAGAGGUCGCAGCAGAUGUGGACAUCAUCGUUUGGGCGACCGGCUUCCGAUCUACCGAAUUCUGCUUGGCGGCCAUGAAGAUCUUCGGACGCGACGGGCUUGCGCUCCAGGACUUCUGGGGUCGGGAGCCCUCGGCUUACCUUGGCGUGUCCGUGCCGCGCUUCCCCAACUUCUUCAUGACCUACGGCCCGAACUCCAAUGUGGCUGCGGGGGGAAGCAUCGUCUGGGUUGCAGAGAACCAGGCAACGCACUUUUCGGUACGUCAACAUUGA